Messenger RNA from Haplochromis burtoni (Burton's mouthbrooder), 2244 nucleotides. RefSeq names its product CD82 antigen. Gene Ontology annotation, cellular component: membrane. NCBI's taxonomy places the organism in Eukaryota, Metazoa, Chordata, Actinopteri, Cichliformes, Cichlidae. The transcript has 8 exons. The record is from RefSeq and is a predicted model, not a curated record. The coding region runs from base 29 to 802 and encodes 257 amino acids.
UCUUCAUUUGUCUCAUGUUCACAGAUAAAUGACCAUGGGGAAAGGCUGCAUGACAGCGAGCAAGUACUUCUUGUUCUUCUUCAACCUCAUCUUCUUUCUGUUUGGGGCCGUCAUCGUUGGCUUUGGAUUUUGGAUUCUCUUGGACAAUCAGACUUUCAUCGUUGCCCUGAAAAACUCCACAGAUGUGAAGUUGGCAUGCUACAUUUUGAUAGGAGUUGGAGCUUUCCCCAUUCUCAUAAGCUUCUUCGGUUGCUUGGGGGCCAUUUAUGAGGUCCGCUCUCUGCUGAGCCUGUACUUCAGCGUCAUCCUGCUCAUCCUCAUCACUCAGUUUGCAGCUGGUGCCCUCAUCUACUUUCAGAAGGAUGUGGUCAACGAGCAGAUCUCCAAGGUCAUCACUAAGGUACUGGACAAAUACUCUGGGAACAGUUCAAUCACAGAGCAGGCCUGGGACUUCAUCCAGACUAACAUGGAGUGUUGUGGCUGGAUUGAUCGUACAGAUUGGAGUGGUAACAUGGUCAUCGUCAACAGCUCGCAGCUGCUGUUUCCCUGCUCCUGCCAGAACAUCUCACUUAUUUCUGGAAACCUCUCUGACAGUGGAUUCUGUGAGGCUAAGACACCUGACUGGCCUGUAUACGAUGUGGGAUGUGCCGCCAGCGUGGAGAGGUGGCUCCUCACCAACAUUGGGGUUGUGUUAGGCAUUUGCCUUGGAGUGACUCUUCUUGAGCUGCUGGGGAUGAUCCUGUCCAUCUGCCUGUGCAGGAACGUCCACAUGGAGGAUUAUACCAAAGUGCCAAAAUACUGAAGCUCAGCGGAGGAAGUUACAUUACUGAACUCAAGAAACACACAAAUAGGGAGCAAAGUAUUUGGUGAAAUUGUAUCCAAGGGUAAUAAUGAAAUAUGUCUAUUUUUUUCCUUAGAUUUUAUUUUAUUUUUAUUUUAAAAACUUAUAGUUUUGAACUUUGGAUCAAAGCGCAAAGCUGAAAAAUGCUGAGAGGACACUGGGUUAGAGGAGAUUAAUAAAGAAAGGUGUCGUACUGGAGGAUUUCUUUCCCUGCCAGUGUUGCUGGUUUCCACAGUGCCAACUUGCUGCUGCAUGCUUUUAGUUUCCCUUGAAAAUCUGAAAGUAAACCAUCUGUGCAUCUGUAAUAGUGAAGUGAAACAGUCUUUCAAAAAUGGAUUCACCUUUCCUUUGGAGGCAUUAAUGAGCAAAAUUAGCCAUUGAAAUUUCAAAAUUUUAAAACUUUCCAGUUUGGCCAUCAUGUUCGUUUUAGGUAAACAGCUGUGAGAAAUUCAACCACUGGAAUCAUUUCAGAGAUUUUACCCUUUAUGGUUAAUCAUUCCAAUGCUUUUGACAAUAUACUGUAAAAGACUGAAUUUCGAAUGAAACACAAACUAUUGUUAGCAAAUCAUUCAAAAAAAUAUAUAUGCAUGUAUCUCACAUGAUGGCCAUUUAAAAAAGAAAAAGAGAAAAAGGAAUUCCUGUGUUUGUAUCUACUUCUAAUGAUAAGAUGCCCGCAGCCCUGUAAAAAUGUCGAGAAAAGCAAAGUUUUGACGACUCUGGAAAGUCCACUCGGUGGAUGUUUUGUUUUAUUUUUAUAUGCCAGUGUUUUGAGUUAUUGUGUAAAGUUAUAGUAGUUUGUCUGGAAUUUAAGUGUUUAUUUGUAAGAAUUUGAGUCCCCAAAGUAUUCCUUCCAGUAUUUUCUAUGGCAGCAGGUCUCUCCUUCAAUUUUUAAACGAUGUUCUUUCCCAUUCUCCUAAUUGCUUUUAAGUCUGAAAAUAAUAAAGGAAAUAAUAAGCUACUAAAAAGAUACUUGUCUUCUAAAAGUGUUGCAGUUUACUAUUGGCAUUUUUAAACGAGCAAAUAGAGCCUUUUUAGGUUGAAGUAUGGAACCUUGUUUAAUCCAGACGUUUGAGAAGAGUAGCGCAUUAAUUGUAACCACUUUUGAACUGUGUGACAUGAUGGGACUAUUUUUUAGCACGGAUCCUCGGCAUUCAUUUGUGUACAAUUUUAAUUUCAAGCCAGUAUGUGGUUUUCUCAGUGGCCUGUUUUUUGUUUUGUUUUGUUUACAGUCGCAUAAAUACCAUCCCAUUAACCUUGUAAUGGUGUCUAAGACACAAAAGGAUACAUCUGUUUAGAAGUACAUGGCCUUCUUCAAUUAUAGCUUGUUGGUGUCAUAAGUAUGUACUCACAAAUGGAUUCAUAUUUCAUUUUGCCAAUAAACUGAUUACAGUACUUCAGUGUGA